AUGUCCCACGUCCCACCAACCGAGUCCAAUCUCAAUCCAGAAGAACCACAACAGUCUCCUCAGCAACCUCAGUUCCAGCAAUUCCAAUCUCAAUCCAAAUUACUACCAAUUCCAAUACAAAUCGAAGAAGGUCUGAACCGCUUACGCAAAGAGUAUGCUACAGCUCCAACCCUUGGUUGUUCCAGCAAUUUCCACCUCAAUCCAAAUCGAAGAGAGACCAAGAGUUCGAAGAAGGUCUGA
Trichomonas vaginalis G3 is the source of this 240-nucleotide messenger RNA. RefSeq lists its product as uncharacterized. Bases 1 to 240 code for a protein of 79 amino acids. NCBI's taxonomy places the organism in Eukaryota, Parabasalia, Trichomonadida, Trichomonadidae. The transcript has a single exon. The record is from RefSeq and is a predicted model, not a curated record.